AUGACACAAGGAAAGUUUUGGUCUGUGUUAUGUAUAUUGGAUGAAAGAGUCAUCGAUGGUAACUCUUAUUACUUAAUUCAAUGGGAAGGAAAUGAUAAGAAUGGAAAUCCUUGGACCCCAACUUGGGAACCUGGUGAAAAUUGUACUCAAAGUCUAAUCAAUGACUGGAAAAUGAGAAGGCUUGAAACAAACCAAGAUUAUCGAUGUCACCGUGAGAACUCUGUUAUAUCUGAUUCCACUGUAACCGAUGGUUCCGAUCAUCGUUGUUCUGAUGUUUUGGCUUUAUGGGAUGAAAUAUCAAUUAAAGGCAAUAACAAUUCUAGUGAAUCUUCAAUUGUUGAUCAAAAAAUGCAUGAUAACUCUAAUAUUAUAAGCUUUGAUUCGCAACAUCUGUUAAAAAGAUCUCAAAUUGAGUGCCAAUCUGAGAACUCUGUCGGUGAGAAGGAAAUAGUUCAUCAUACCAAUAAGAAAAAUCGAACUCAUGAGUCAUUUAUUAGUAAAGAAUGUUGCUUCACAUUUGAUAAGAAUAAUAACUGCUCUUAUCAAGGAUCUUUUGCUCAACAAACUGACUCUUUUGAAUUAGAAUCUUGUAUUUCGCAGAUUCCGUUAAGUCCUCAAUAUAUACCAACUCAAUUUUCGGUAUCAACGGAACAAGGUGGCAAUAAUUUAAAUGAUAAAAAAAUACUCCCAAAUCAACCUUUUCAUUACCAAACGCAAAUAUCUCAAGACGAAUCUUUACAAACAGUUUUAUCAUUGGCAAGCAAUGAUACUGGAUGCACUUCUGGAUCAUCUGAUUUGAAUUCAAACCUAUCAUUCAAAGAUCCCAUGCUUUUGAUGAAAGCGCUUCAAAAUAAAACUGAUGCUAUUGCAAUUAUGUGCGAAGAACGUGAUCGAUUCCAAAAGACAAUUUCUCAAAUCAAAAGAAACUGGCAAUUACAGCAAGAAAAAGCUAUUAAUUUAUCCAUAGAGAAUGAACAAAUCAAGCAAAAACUCCAACAGAAAACCAAUGAAUAUGAUAACAUUCGUUUGCAAUGCUUGUUUUAUCAACAAACAAUUCAACAAUUGCAAGAAUGUCAUAAUGAAAAGGGCAUUCAACAUAGUUUAGAGUUAGAAGAAUCAAAGCGGAAAUAUGAAAUUAUUCGUCAAAAUGAUAGUAGAGUAAUUGAAGAAUUAGAAAGAUCGACUAAAUCUGUGAUCGCUGAAAAUCAAAAGCUGAAGCAGGAACUUGAAAAUAUUAAAUCCUUUAACGCAAAUAUGGAGAAUAUGAAAAAAUCAACCCAAAAUUUAAUGGCCAUUGGCAAUCAAGACUUAUCAAUUAAAGAUUCAAGCUUAUCCAACACCGAGAAGACAUGUUUAUCAUCUAAUAAGUUACAAAAAUCAUCUACAGUAAAAUUGUCCUUGAAUUAUGAAACUUUGAUAUCAGAAAAUAAACGUCUGGAGUCUGAUAUAAAAGCUUUAAAUCUUCAAAAUAUGCUUCAACAGCAGAAUAUAAAAUUAAUGGAAGAAAAGUUGUUGCAAAAUGAUUCGACAUUACGGUUUUUUAUGGAUCUUCAGCAGGUUCAUAAAGUUGGUAAGUAA
Molecule: messenger RNA, 1578 nt
Organism: Cetraspora pellucida
Lineage: Eukaryota; Fungi; Glomeromycota; Glomeromycetes; Diversisporales; Gigasporaceae
Source: the annotation of a GenBank genome assembly